CCAUAUCAGCAACCAAUGAAUGGGGAGAAAUACAUAUCGCAACAUCAGUUCCUAACACAUUGCGUUGUCGCACUUUGCGCCUCCAUCGUAGACGGAUUCGAGUGCCGUCAAGUACUUCGAAUGCUCGCUCAGUCGCAGUCAGAAUUCACAACAGGUGGGAUCAUUCUGCUGCUUUCCGUCUCUGAUUCGGUUAUCACUGUAAAGUUUGAACUGAAAAAAAUGCCGCGUACUUCGUUCGAAGAAUUUCAAGCGCUACGUGCCGAGUUCAUCAACCAGGAAGACUCUCGCGCUCUCGGGUCCGAUAUAGUUCUAACUGAAGAUGAAAUAAAAGUGAAUAAUCAUAUCAUGAAACUGAAAAAAGCUGAGUUGGAUGCCGGGUUCAAAACACCCAGCGACUUCGCACCGUCUCGACAUUUCUUUCAAGUUUUGGAUAAAAUUAAAGCAUCACCACUGUUUCAACUGAUUCAAAAGAUGCCCAAAGGUGCAAUUCUUCACGCUCACGAUACCGCUAUUGGUAGUUUGGAAAUAAUAGUGAAAGCCACACACAAAGAUCAUCUCUGGCAGAACGGUGAUUUUGAUCGUUCGAAUCCGCCCUUGUUCAAAUUCUCCAAAUCGAAACCAGAUGCAGUAGAUGGUUGUGAAUGGCGUUCGGUAUCAGCGAUUCGUAGAGAGAUUGGCAAUGAAGGAUACGAUCAAAACAUUCGGCGCGCGUUUAGCCUGUACAAUGAAGAUCCUUUGAAUGCCUAUCACUGCAUCAAUCAUAUAUGGGGAACUUUUGCGAAAAUAUUUAUAUCGUUAGAACCGAUCGUAACGUAUAGACCCAUUUGGGAAGAAUACUUUUAUCAAUCACUAGUGCAACUGCACGCGGAUAACGUGAGUCACUUGGAAUUCCGUGGAAUUUUACCAGAGCUGUACGAUCUAGAAAACCGCACAUAUGGACCGGAAGAAGUGGUCCAGAUAUACUACGACCUGUCGGAAAAGUUCAAAAAAGAGCAUCCCGAUUUUAUAGGGAUUAAAUUAAUCUACGCUCCGCACCGACUGGGAGAUGAUGAAACUUUCAACAGAUACUUGGACAUUGCCGAAAGAUUACACAAAAAGUUUCCAACAUUCGUGGCUGGUUUUGAUCUAGUCGGACAGGAAGAUCUUGGCAGACCGCAUAGCGAUUUCAACGAACGGCUACUCAAAAUGAGUCCUUCGAUUCAGUUCUUUUUCCAUGCCGGGGAAACGAACUGGAACUAUCUGACGGAUGAGAAUUUGAUCGACGCCAUUCUGCUGGGAACGAAACGAAUCGGUCACGGCUUUGCCGCCAUCAAACAUCCACGGGUGCUGGAGGAAAUCAAGAAGCGCAACAUUUGCAUCGAGCUGAACCCGAUCUCCAACCAGGUGCUGAAGCUGGUGGAUGACUUCCGAAACCAUCCGGGAUCGUACUACUUCUCCGACAACUAUCCGGUAGUGGUCUCAUCGGACGAUCCGGCCUUCUGGUGUGCCUCGCCACUGUCACACGAUUUCUAUAUCGCAUUCCUUGGACUGGCUUCGGCCCGACAGGACUUACGGCUGUUGAAGAAACUGGCUCUGAAUUCCCUAGAAUAUAGUGCCAUGAUGAAGUCUGAGAAGACGGAAGCCAAACAUAAGUGGAACAUUCUGUGGAAUAGCUUUAUCGACCAAACCGUCAAAUCGAUUACACCAUAGAUUGGCAAUCAUCACUCAAGUCAGUAUUUUGUGGGGUCUAGUCGUCACCUCAUAGCAACAAUCUACGGUAUCUCGAAACGUUCUCAGUCCAAAAUUGUGGUGAUUGACGGAGAUAAAGUACUGAAUCUGAAGAGCGCGUUUCAGUGCUGAAACAGUGAUGAAUGCGUUAUCGAAGCUUAUCUACCGUGCUUAUCAAACGAGCAAUAAAUCAUGGACGCGAAA
Messenger RNA from Malaya genurostris, 1911 nucleotides. Its product is annotated as adenosine deaminase AGSA-like. Gene Ontology annotation, molecular function: adenosine deaminase activity. NCBI's taxonomy places the organism in Eukaryota, Metazoa, Arthropoda, Insecta, Diptera, Culicidae. The record is from RefSeq and is a predicted model, not a curated record. The transcript is spliced from 2 exons. The coding region runs from base 16 to 1689 and encodes 557 amino acids. Gene Ontology annotation, biological process: adenosine catabolic process; inosine biosynthetic process.